This is a messenger RNA of Capsaspora owczarzaki ATCC 30864, 1687 nucleotides long. RefSeq names its product NLE1 protein. The record is from RefSeq and is a predicted model, not a curated record. Gene Ontology annotation, molecular function: protein binding. NCBI's taxonomy places the organism in Eukaryota, Filasterea, Ministeriida, Capsasporidae. Bases 12 to 1550 code for a protein of 512 amino acids. Gene Ontology annotation, biological process: Notch signaling pathway; ribosomal large subunit assembly. Gene Ontology annotation, cellular component: nucleolus. The transcript is spliced from 13 exons.
GACCCAGCAAAAUGCUUCGUCGCAAGCCAUCGUCCGCGGCAGGUGCCAAUGCAGACAACUCUGCUGCUACUGCUGAUGCUGCCAACAAGCGCGUUCGUGUGGAUGGCGAUGCCGACGUCGCAAGUGCAAUCGUGCCCGCUGCCGAGUCCGCACAUGUCGUCGCUCAGUUCGUGGCCGAAGACGGAUCCACAACCGGUCCGCCGCUUGACUUGCCACUGAAUGUUACGCCGGAUCAACUUCGCAUUCUGCUCAACUCGUUGCUGAAGGCUGAGGAGGACGACACUCCGUACUCGUUCUUUGUUAACGAAGAGGAAGUCACUGAAACGGUGCACAGUGCUUUCGCCAAGCAAGGACUCUCGUCGGAAGUUGCUCUGCAGAUUCUCUACGUGCCCCAGGCAGUCUUCCGAGUACGAGCUGUGACGCGCUGCACCAGCUCAAUGCCAGGUCAUUCGGAUUCUGUAACGACGGUUGCUUUCAGUCCCGACGGCACUCGGCUUGCAAGUGGCUCGGGCGAUACGACCGUUCGAUUCUGGGAUGUGCGCACACAAACACCAGAACAUACUUGCACAGGACAUAAACACUGGGUUUUGGCAAUCGCGUGGUCGCCCGACGGCAAGCAUGUCGCCACUGCUGAUAAGAACAGCCAAAUUUAUGUGUGGGAUGCCGAGAAUGGAAAGGCCAAGUGCGGUCCAAUGACUGGCCAUUCGAGCUGGGUGAAUUGGAUUUCUUGGGAGCCUGUGCAUCUCAACCCCGAAUGUCGCCGCUUUGCGACUGCUUCCAAGGACGGCACUGUCAAGAUUUGGGAUAUUUUGCAAAAGCGAUGCCUCAUGACCUUUGCCCAGCACACAAAUUCCGUCACAUGUGUCAAGUGGGGAGGCGAAGGCUUGAUUUACACUGCAUCUCAGGAUCGCACCAUCAAAGUGUGGCGCGUUGCGGAUGGCGUCAUGUGUCGCUCGUUGACAGGCCACGCUCACUGGGUGAACGUCAUGGCACUGAGUACAGACUACGUCUUGCGUACUGGUGCUUUCGAUCACACCGGCCGUGCCCCAGCCACGCCUGAAGAAGCCAAGACUCGAGCCCUUGAGCGCUAUAAUGCUGCCUUGGCUGGCGGACGAGAGCGCCUCGUGUCAGGCUCGGACGACUUCACAAUGUUCCUGUGGGAUCCCUCCGAAAGCAAGCAGCCAAUCACCCGCAUGACUGGCCACCAGCAAGUUGUCAACCAUCUGUCAUUCUCGCCCGACGGUCGUUACAUUACCAGUGCUUCGUUUGACAAGAGCGUCAAGCUUUGGGACGGUCGCACUGGAAAAUUCAUUUGCACCUUCCGAGGGCAUGUCGGUCCAGUUUACCAAGUGGCUUGGUCGGCAGACUCUCGCUUGUGUGUGUCUGCCUCGAAGGACAGUACGAUGAAGGUCUGGGAUAUGGCGAGCAAGCACCUCAAGUUUGAUCUUCCCGGGCACGCGGAUGAGGUAUUUGCUGUCGAUUGGUCCCCCGACGGUGAAAGCGUGGCAAGUGGCAGUCGAGACACGAUGGUCAAGAUCUGGCGAUCAUAAGGCGCGCGCUCUGGCCCCUCUGUGCGACAAGCCUCAAUCCGCCGACACCAUCGUUGCUGAUUAACACGAUUCGAGUUGUUUCAUUCUCUGCUUUGAUUUGUUGUUGGAAUACACAAACACGCGACAGUCAAAAACCA